Messenger RNA from Protopolystoma xenopodis, 447 nucleotides. The record is from the annotation of a GenBank genome assembly. Lineage: Eukaryota; Metazoa; Platyhelminthes; Monogenea; Polystomatidea; Polystomatidae.
AUGACUUCCUAUGUCCUAGUCUCUUGUGUGCCAACCCACAACCCAGCGAGUCUUGUCGGUGAUGAGAGCAAAAUUCGACGGAAUCGCCGGUUCCCCAUUCAACAUGGUUUACCUGCACCGGAUGCUGUGGCCGGUACGGAUGCCUUCUACACUGAUCGCUUGCUGGCCAGUGUCGAGCUUAGCCAGAUGGAGCAUGAACAGGAAGAGAGCGAAGAGGUUAAGGAACUAGAAUCGAGGGCAGGUUUAUCAAAGUCCGACUCGUUACCUUUCUGCGAGACCACGUGGCCUUCGGCCAAGAAGAGUGAAGCCGAGCCGGGGAACUACCAUACCAGUCUGCUGAUGACUUCAGGUAAGUUUCGUUUUUUCGUUAUUUUUGAAAGCAUUUUUGUAUUUGGUUAUAGCCAAAAUAAUCAAAUUGUGCUAGCAAAAUGCAUCACUUCAUGUUGA